Messenger RNA from Anarrhichthys ocellatus (wolf-eel), 1174 nucleotides. RefSeq names its product phosphoglycerate mutase 2 (muscle) (gene pgam2). Gene Ontology annotation, molecular function: intramolecular phosphotransferase activity. The record is from RefSeq and is a predicted model, not a curated record. The transcript has 3 exons. Bases 81 to 848 code for a protein of 255 amino acids. Gene Ontology annotation, biological process: glycolytic process. NCBI's taxonomy places the organism in Eukaryota, Metazoa, Chordata, Actinopteri, Perciformes, Anarhichadidae.
GUUGUGUGUGUGUCCACAAGUUAGAAGGGCUGAGGGAACUGUGUGUGGUUUAAGUCAAACUCAGGAGACACGUUGUAGACAUGGCUGCUGCCCACCGUUUGGUUAUUGUCCGCCACGGCGAGAGCGCCUGGAACCAAGAGAACCGCUUCUGCGGCUGGUUCGACGCUGACCUCAGUGAGAAGGGGAUGGAGGAGGCCAAGCGUGGAGCCCUGGCUAUCAAGGAUGCGGGCCUCAAGUUUGAUGUGUGCUACACCUCCGUGCUGAAACGUGCCGUCAAGACCCUGUGGACCAUCAUGGAGGGCACAGACCAGAUGUGGCUGCCCGUGAUUCGUACCUGGCGCCUGAACGAGCGUCACUACGGAGGCCUCACUGGCCUCAACAAGGCCGAGACGGCGGAAAAGCACGGCGAGGAGCAGGUGAAGAUCUGGCGCCGCUCCUUUGACACCCCACCUCCGCCCAUGGAAAAGGAUCACGCUUACAACAAAGUCAUCAGUGAGUCCCGGCGCUACAAGAAUCUGAAGCCCGGUGAGCUCCCCACGUGUGAGUCACUGAAGGACACUAUCGCCCGCGCCCUGCCUUUCUGGAAUGACGUCAUCGCGCCAGAAAUCAAGUUGGGGAAGAACGUUAUUAUCGCUGCACACGGCAACAGCCUCCGUGGCAUCGUCAAGCACCUGGAGGGUAUGUCCGACGCGGCCAUCAUGGAGCUGAACCUGCCAACAGGAAUCCCAAUUGUGUACGAGCUGGAUGCAAACCUGAAGCCUAUAAAGCCCAUGGCUUUCCUUGGUGAUGAGGAAACCGUAAAGAAGGCCAUGGAGGCCGUGGCCGCCCAGGGCAAAGCCAAGAAGUGAGCCUGCGCUGGAGGCUCUGUGAGGAGGCAGAAAAAGAGACUGUUCCCCCUUCGUGCUUCAGCCCUUUGCGACCGUGCAUUUGUCUAUCGUUGUAGUCCAUUCCAACUGGGGAAACGUUUGAAGGUUCUUUUAGAGACGGGCCAUUUUCAGCACAUUAGCCCCGUUUGUUUAAAUGACAGACAGAAAGAUGACCUGUCAAUCAAAGCAGACAGCCCCGGCCCCACAUUUUAUGCAGCCACACAUCACUCGGCCCUUUUAAAUUGUGGUCAAGGCCUAUGUUAAGACCUCACCACUCUGGCACAAACAAUAAAGAAGCCAUAUUUUUA